Molecule: messenger RNA, 2503 nt
Organism: Clunio marinus
Lineage: Eukaryota; Metazoa; Arthropoda; Insecta; Diptera; Chironomidae
Source: the annotation of a GenBank genome assembly
AGUUUCACUUGUAUCGUGAAAGUGAUCAGAGUGCUUCUGUCAUUUAUUUUUCUUUUUGAUAUUUUCAAAGCGUUAACAGAAGGAAUUCUUUCGGAUAUCAACAGAAGAAAAUUUAAAUCGCGUGUGUUUGAAAGUGAAAUCUUUGUGCUGUCUCGCAAAGUUGACUUUUUCACUUGCAUUAAGUAAUUUGUAAUUGUAGGGAAAAGUAAAAGAAUUGUUUCUUAAAAAUAUCUUAAACAACGAGAUGAACGAUCGUUGAAUUUCCCUUAAAUAUUUGAAACAAUUGCUUUUGCGAGGAAAGAAAAUAAUUAAGCGAAUCAGUGAAAAGUCUGUGACAGAUCGUGGAAGUAGAAAACAAAAUUGCUAGAAGUGUGAAGGUGGCAAAUUGGCUGAAAUACAAAAGAAAGUAACGGGAAAAAUACUCACCGAGUGUCUGCAGAUAAUAAAAAAUUCGUUCAAGUAAAUCGAGUUAUGAUUCUUCAGUUGAUGGUGGCGCAGGUUUACAAUGGUGCGGUUUAACAAGAAGGAAAGUGAAGCUCGUAAGGAGUUGCUGGCGAGCAUGAAUCAAAUGAAUGAUGGCAAAGAGAACGAGAAUGCUGCAUUCCAACAUGUCAGAGAAAACAUUUCGGAUCUGGAAGGAACGGCGAAUGAAACAGAUUUGGUUUUCCUUCAAGGAUUAUUAGACAACCCAGCAGUUAAACAAUUGAUUAAGAUUCAAGACAAAUUCGAAGAGUCACCAGAACCGUUGAAGCCAGUUCGUUUAGGGAAUCUGAGAGUCGUGAAGGAGUUGGAAGAUCGUUUAAGUAUCGCAAGAAAUCCUCAAGCGAGAGAACUUUUUAGAAUUAUUAGAAAUCCACAUUUCAAAUCGUUAAUUCAUUCACACGACCAAGCAGGUGAUAUCGUUUACAGGAAGCUUAAGAAUCCUGGGAAAUACGAUAAAAAUAUAAAAGACGAAACAGACGGAAACACGAUGCCAGUCGGAGAAGCGAUAAAGAUGGUGGGAAUCCGAAAAAAUCCCAAUGAACCUCUCGGCUUAACUGUCGAGGUUGAUGAUUACAAACAAGUAGUUGUAGCGAGAAUUCUCGCUGGUGGAAUGAUCGACAGACAAGGUCUGUUGAAUCCAGGCGAUGUCAUCUUAGAGGUGAACGGAGUCGCUGUCCAUUCACCAGAAGAACUACAAAGUGAGAUCUCACGGGCAAAGGAGUCAGUAACCUUAAAGAUCGGACCAAAUGUCGACGAAGAAAUGAAAUCAGCUCGCUUGACUUCAAGCAAUGGAGCACAGGUAAAAAGCAAGACACAAGAAGCUGGCAAGAAACUGGCGAGAUACAUGCGAGCCUUAUUUGAUUACGACCCAACAAAUGAUGAACUUUUACCGUGCAAGCAAAUUGGGUUGUCAUUCUUGAAUGGCGACAUUCUACAAAUAAUCAGCAUUAAAGAUCCUAAUUGGUGGCAAGCAAAACAUGCCGGUACUGAGGGUCCCAUCGGCUUGAUUCCAUCACAAGAACUUGAAGAACGUCGCAAAGCUUAUGUUCCACCUGAAGCUGAUUUUGUUCACAAAAUUGGAAUUUGCGGGACGAGAAUAUCAAAAAGAAAAAUCAAAACAUUCUACCAGUCAAAAGCCAAUUGCGAUUUUGACAAAGCUGACACGACUCUCUAUGAGGAAGUGACAAGAAUGCCACCAUUCAAAAGAAAAACUCUUGUUUUAAUCGGUGCUCAAGGAUAUUGGUUUGCUGAUCGUGAAGAUAUGGAAGAAGAAAUUCAUUUAAACAACUUUCUCGAGUAUGGCGAACAUAAUGGAAAUCUUUAUGGAACGCAUUUAGAUUCAAUCAGAAAUGUCAUCAAAGAAGGAAAAAUGUGCGUCUUAGAUUGCGCACCUUCGGCAUUGAAACUCCUCCAUAACAGCCCUGAGUUUAUGCCAUUUGUUAUCUUUAUUGCAGCACCAGGAAUGGAACAAUUGAAACUUCUCUACGCUGAACGACGUGCUGCUGGUGGAUCGCAAAGAAAUCUUGCUUUUGACCGUCAAAGCUCGAUCAGGUACAGUUCACGUCGUGCUCGAACUCUUGAAUCUCUUGCUUCUCUUUACGAGGAUGAUGAACUUGUCAAUCAAGUAGAGGAAUCUGCGAUGCUCCAAAGGAAAUAUGAAAAAUACUUGGACAUGGUCAUCGUGAACGAAGAUUUUGAUCAAACUUUCCGACAAGUCCUCGAUGCUUUGGAUGUCUUGAGUCAUGAACAUCAAAUGGAUGCAAAUGACAAAAAUCGUACAAAGCAGUGUAACCCUACACACAAGCCAUCUGGUCCAGGGCAUAAUGCAGGGUAUGAUGGACCACGAGAUAAGCAUGUCAUGGACAACAAAGCCAACAUGGGUCAGCCAACGCACCCAAGCAAUGCCGGCAAGAAGUGAAUUCUAAAAGUUUCUAUAAAGUAGCUGCUUUCUAAAUAGCUAUAGAUUUCCUUUAUACAUAAAAAAAGUUAUUGGAAUAAAUAGAAAUCUAUUGAAAUCAAA